Messenger RNA from Cyphellophora europaea CBS 101466, 534 nucleotides. RefSeq lists its product as uncharacterized. The transcript is spliced from 2 exons. Bases 1 to 534 code for a protein of 177 amino acids. The record is from RefSeq and is a predicted model, not a curated record. Lineage: Eukaryota; Fungi; Ascomycota; Eurotiomycetes; Chaetothyriales; Cyphellophoraceae.
AUGAAGGCCUUCACACUCGCUGCCUUAUCCCUCUUUGCCCUUGUUGCCGCUCAGAGUCUGAGCGAUCUGCCCGCCUGCGCCACCACUUGUGCACUGAACAGUAUUUCCUCGACUGGCUGCGCUGUCACCGACAACGCCUGCAUUUGCGGCAACCAAGGCUUCCUGUCAGGCGUGCAACAAUGCAUCACCGCCCCCGGCGGCUGCAACGAGGCGGACGUCCAAGCAACUCUGGCCUUCGCUGCGACUUUCUGCGGCAACGACACCAUUGCCAACGGCACUUCGGCCGCCAACGGCACGGCGUCGACGACCACGACGGCCACUGAGAGCUCCGGCACCGCCUCAGAGACGGCGAGCGAGUCCUCGCCCGAGUCCACCGCCAGCGAGAGCUCCUCCGAGGCAAGCUCCGGAGCGUCCUCGGCUUCUGAGAGCGCUGCGUCUGCAACGUCCUCGGACAGCUUUGCUGCACCGACCCUCGUAGCCAUGGGCAUUGCACAAUUCUUGGGGGUGGCUGCCGUCGUUGGCGCUGCUUUGUAA